ACCCACACACUGAAGGAGUCUGCGAGGAGAGGGAGUUGAGGCUGAGGUGGGAGGAGGGCGCCAUUGCAGCCGCAGCUGGCAGUGUGCGAUUAAGGAGAUACAAGCGUUAUCCAACUUUACAAUGUCGAGGUGCUUUUCAGGCGUUUUUCAGACUCAGCCCUCAGUUACGGGGUUAUAGUGUGAAAACGGAAAAGUGGGAUGGACGGUUUGCCUUUGAAGAGGAGAAAAUGUGGAGCCACAGCGCCGAACCAAAGCAGUCUCCAACCAUUCCUUCACUUGUCUGGUGGCCCAGCCUCUCACCAUGAACACCAGUAGGAACUGCACCACGGUGGGGAAUGGUGAGGGUCUGGCUGCCCUGGAGUCAGUCUCCAUUGUGACCAUCACACUCCUCGCCUGCCUGGGGAAUCUCUUGAUCGUGGCAACCCUCUAUCGCAGACCUUAUCUGCUCACACCCAGCAACAAGUUUGUGUUCAGCCUGACCCUGUCCAACCUGCUGCUGUCCAUGCUGGUGCUGCCGUUUGUGGCCGUGAGCUCGGUGAAGAGGGAGUGGGUGUUUGGAGUGGUGUGGUGUAACUUCACUGCCCUGCUCUACCUGCUCAUCAGCUCUGCUAGCAUGCUCACCCUCGGCGCUAUUGCCAUUGACAGGUACUACGCAGUGCUUUACCCGAUGAUCUACCCCAUGAAGAUCACAGGGAACCGGGCAGUCGUCGUCAUCGCCUAUGUGUGGCUACACUCUCUGGUGGGCUGUCUCCCUCCUCUGUUCGGCUGGUCCUCCUUUGAGUUUGACUGCUUCAAGUGGACCUGUGUUGCGUCUUGGCACAGAGAGCCAAGCUACACAGCCUUCUGGGUCACCUGGUGCAUCCUCCCCCCCUUAUUCAUCAUGCUGGCCUGUUACGGUGUAAUUUUCCGUGUAGCCCGAAUGAAAGCCAGGAAAGUUCACUGUGGGACAGUUGUUGUGGCCCAGGACGACUCCACUGGAGCUCAGAAGAACGGACGUAAAAACUCCAGCACCUCCACUUCCUCUAAUGGAAGCCGGCGGAGCCUGGUGUAUGCAGGGAGUCAGUGCAAGGCCUUUGUCACCAUCUUAGUGGUGAUUGGCACCUUCCUCAUGACCUGGGGUCCAUAUGUGGGGGUGGUGUGCACCGAGGCUCUGUGGGGACAAGGGAGUGUGUCUCAGGGGCUGGAGACUUUUGUAUCAUGGCUGUCCUUUUGCAGCGCGGUGUGCCACCCGCUCAUCUAUGGUCUGUGGAAUAAAACGGUGAGGAAGGAGCUGCUGGGGAUGUGUUUCGGAGAUCGCUACUACAGAGAGUCGUUCGCCACACGGCAAAGGACAUCCCGCCUCUUCAGCAUCUCCAACAGAAUCACAGACUUGGGUAUGUCCCCACACAUGACCGCCAUGCUGGCCGGUGGAGGGCAUCUGCUGGCCCCAGGGAGCAGCACAGGAGAUACUGGCUUCAGUUUCACUCAGGACUCAUGCACAGACGUGAUGCUGCUGGAUAACUGCUCCACAGACGGUUCCUCCCUCUUACAGCAACACGGUAAUCCGUCCGGGAAGAGGAGGAGCUCCGUCACCUUUGAAGACCAGGUGGAGCAAACCAAAGCUGAAAACAUCAACACGUCCGCGGUUCAAGUCCACGCAGAGGUACACAAAUCGCUCGACACCUUCGCCUCCUGUCUGGCGAAGGCUAUAGAGAGUGACGCUAAGCUCACCCUGUUUGGGGAGGGUCUGGCUCUGCCGGAGGGACUGUUUACGACCAGGGCAGCACCGAGACCCAGAUACCUGGACGGUCAGAGACUGAGGCUGGAAAGUAUUGAUGAGGGGAUCGGUAAAGAUGACCGAGAUGAUGAUGAUGAAGAGGAGCAGGACGUGGAGGAAAAACCGGCCUGAACACAGCAAGUCUGUUCAUUUGUUGGACAUGUUUAUAGAUCAUACUCGGUUUAUUAGUGAACAGCAAGGGUUUCACACCCUUAACACUCACAAUAGGUGACCAUCAGUGGUUUGUGGUGCAGUUUAUGAAGUCUGAUCUCUCUACACAUGGGUACUCCAUACUUGAAAUUAUUAGGAAACAGGAAGAUGCACAUUAUUAAUUCCACUAUGUUGGACCAAGUGCACCAUCAGUGACUUUGCAAGCUUUUGUAUGGAUGCAUGUAAUCAAAUAGGAAGCCUUAACUACUGUAACCGAAGUUGUAGUAAUUUGUUUAUUGCUAUAUAUUAUGGUAUGUCCUCAGAAUUUGCAAUAACAUGUCUCAUCGUGGCUGGAAAGUAUGAAUAAAUAGUAAUUUCUAUCUUCCAAAAGACUCCUAACACCGUUGUCAGAUCACUUAAAAAUGUCUCCUUUAUCACAUGGCUAAUGUGAGGCGUCCAUAUUUGUUUGUUUUUCAGAUACUUCUGUAAUAUUAAUGUCAAGUCGGAUAUAUAUCGGAGUUUCUCAGUAACGACUGGGAUGAUGAUGUGAACGCUAUUCACAAGUUGGACCCCUCUAAUUACAAUAACUUUGCUAUAACAUGAAUGCAACGUAAGCAAAAGUCUAAUCAGCCAGAAUCAGUGAAAACGCCUUUGCAGGGCCUUUUAAUGUAACAAAGAAGACAUUUUAAAAGGGAGCGGAUAACAGUGUUGCAAGUCCUUUGGUCCAUUUAUUUUUUUAAGAUUAUUUUUUGGGCAUUUUAGGCCUUUAUUUGAACACGACAGCUUAGACAUGAAAGGGGAGAGAGAGGGGAAGUCACAGCAAAGGCCGUAGGUCGGAGUCGAACCAGCGGCUGCUGCUGCGUCGAGGAGUAAACCUCUAUAUAUGGGCGCCCGCUCUACCAGGUGAGCUACCCAGGCACCCCUGUCAGUCUUUUGUUUGGACUUGGGCACGUGGACAAGACAAGUUUGUGUCUUCAACCAUAUUGUUAAAAAGAUUACGAUAACCAGAAGGCCUUUCCUUGACACUGUCUGUAAAUCACGAUGUGUUUACAUUUUGGACAACUCAUCGGUUAUAAUUCUGACUGAUUAUCACAUUGCACAGCAGCAUGGUAAUGAGAGGGCAGACUCUAGUUCUCAUAUGUACCCAACAUUCUCAGUAUCUUAUGAAAUCUUUCUGAAGAAAUUUGACUUCUGACCAUUUUUCACCAAAGACAUUCUGAAAUGUCACAGUAGAAAAAAAAGUGCAGGUAUAAAUAAAU
Messenger RNA from Sander lucioperca (pikeperch), 3165 nucleotides. It is a transcript of the gene gpr161b, whose product is annotated as G protein-coupled receptor 161a. Bases 302 to 1888 code for a protein of 528 amino acids. Gene Ontology annotation, molecular function: G protein-coupled receptor activity. NCBI's taxonomy places the organism in Eukaryota, Metazoa, Chordata, Actinopteri, Perciformes, Percidae. Gene Ontology annotation, biological process: G protein-coupled receptor signaling pathway. The record is from RefSeq and is a predicted model, not a curated record. The transcript has 6 exons. Gene Ontology annotation, cellular component: recycling endosome; membrane.